Molecule: messenger RNA, 505 nt
Organism: Moneuplotes crassus
Lineage: Eukaryota; Ciliophora; Spirotrichea; Euplotida; Euplotidae
Source: the annotation of a GenBank genome assembly
AUGAACUCUGCUAAUACAAUACAAUAUGAUGAAAAUCUGUCUGAAGAACUUCUCAGUGAAGACGUAUCUCCAUGCAAGAUUAGAAGCUCAAAAAAGAUUCUAGUUAACAUGGGAUUUAAUUCUCUUAGCAAUAGAAAGAAAUUUGGCUAUUUGAGAACGGAAGUUGCAUCGUUAGAUUUCAACUCUCAGAAAGACUUUAAUUUUAAGAGAAUUCCUAUUCCUAAACCAAUAAAACCAUGGAAAAGCCCAUUCUAUAAGCAAAGAGGUGUCAAUGAGUCUCUUGAUAAAGAAAAGGACAGUAAGCAACCUGGACUCUUGAAGAGAGAAAUCAGUAGCCUUCUUAAACAAGUUUCUGAAAUAAAGCAAAAAACUGCGAAGUCCUAUGACUAUGAGGGAGUUAUAAUCAUUGGGCCUAGAAAGUUCAUAAGAGACCCUGCAAAAUGCAAGUACAUAACUAUGAAAGACGUUAAACCUUCAUAAUUAUUAAAUCAUUUCUAACUUAUGC